GACGCUUGCCCAAAUGCGCAUGCGUAGUAACCCACGUGUAACAGAAAGCACAAUAUGGGGAAGAGAAGGAGAAGAGAUGAGGAUGUCAGCUCCCUGACCAAGAAGCAGAAGAAGCAUCUGAAGGAGUUCGGGGAACAGCAUCCUUUUUAUGACAAAGUCUCAAAUGUACAAGAGAGAACGCAGCUGGUCGAGCUGCCUGAUGGUUCUGAGAAUGAGUCACAUUCAGAGAGUGAGGCUGAGAGUGAAGAAGAGAAAGCCAACAUGUAUCAGAAGCUGCUGGCAACAUUAAAGAAUGUCUCUGAUGAGGAGGAGGAGGAGGAGGAGGAUGAUGAUGAAGAGGAAGAGGUGGAUGAUGAGGAUCAAAUGCAGGAUGAGAAUGAGCCGUUGAGCUCUAAUACAGAAGAAGAGGACAGUGAAGAAGAGCAAGAGGCAGAAGGGGACGAGGAUGUCCAAGAAGAGCAUGUCGCUAAGGGUGAGGAGCGGGGUGAUGAUGACGACAAGCCGACAGAACCUGGAGAUCCAGCUCAGGAAGACGGAGAGGAAUUCACAGACAGCAAACAUGAAACUAAAUUUAGUUUAGAAGCCAAUUUCUUGGAAGAAGAUGCAGAAGGCCAGAAGAAUGAGACUGCAGAGCCCUCUGUGAUAACUUCUGAAGAUCCAUUUAAAAAACACAUUGACCGAGAACUAGAAGAAGACGAUGUUAACCAGAUCACAGCCAACCCUAAAACAUCUUCAUCUCUGAAGUGGCCAGCGCUGGGUCAGUUGGUGUUUUCCUCCGCCUUAAAAAAGGUCCAUCCAUUAAAAUCUGAGAAAGAAACUGAUCUGACCAAGCUAUAUCUCCGCAAACCCCUGGAUUCCAUGUGGCCCAGCGUCAACAGCUCUUUUCUUACCGGAGAGAGCAAUCCAAACUUCACCGCGCUACAGAGAGAACUGUUCACCGUAAUGAACUCUUACAAAGACUUGUAUUAUCCGUCCAGGAUGGCGACCGCUCAGGGGGAGGAGGUCCGACACAUCUACUGCCUUCAUGCUCUCAAUCAUGUGCUGAAGGCUAACGCGCUGGUGCUUAGCAACAACGCCAAAAAGAGAGAUCAGAAGACGGCGCUGGAUGAUGAGGAGCUGCGUGACCAGGGCCUUACCAGACCCAAGGUCCUCAUAGUUGUGCCGUUCCGGGAAUCCGCCCUGCGAGUGGUGCAGCUUUUCAUCAGUCUCCUGGAGGUUCCAGGCAGGAAAGUGGAUGUGAGCAACAAGAAGCGAUUCAAGGAUGAAUUUGGCUCUGCCCCAGAAGAUAGACCUCCUAAUCUAAGAAGGCCUGAGGAUUAUGAAGCCAUAUUUGCUGGGAACAUUGAUGACCAUUUUAGGAUAGGUUUGUCCAUUCUCCAGAAGAGCGUGAGACUGUAUUCGCCCUUCUACUCUUCUGACAUUAUCAUCGCUUCUCCUCUCGGUCUGCGUACCAUCAUCGGCAGUGAAGGCGAGAAGAAGAGGGACUUUGAUUUUCUUUCUUCUAUAGAGGUCCUAGUCAUCGAUCAGGCUGAUAUCUACCUGAUGCAAAACUGGGAGCAUGUGCUGCAUCUGAUGUCUCACCUUAAUCUGCAGCCGAAAGACUCUCAUGGUGUGGAUUUCUCCCGUGUUCGCAUGUGGAACCUCAGUAACUGGGCCAAGUACUAUCGGCAGACGCUGCUGUUCAGUGCCUUGCAGGACCCCCAGAUAAACUCUAUAUUUAAUAAGCAUUGUUUUAAUUACAGUGGACAGGUGGCUGUAAGAAACAUGCCAAUAACGGGCUCCAUUAGUCAAGUCCUGGUGCAGCUCCCGCAUGUCUUUCAGCGUCUGGAGGCAGACAGUGUGCUCUCUGUAAUUGAUGCUCGAUUUAAGUUCUUCACUAACAAGAUCCUGCCUCAGUAUCGAGACGCCAUCAUGUCGCACACCCUGAUCUACAUCCCGUCCUACUUUGAUUUUGUGCGGCUCCGAAACUACUUACAAAAAGAGGAGCUCAAUUUUACACACAUCUGUGAGUACACGGACAAACCCGGGAUCUCUCGAGCACGCCAGUUCUUUCUGAAAGGAGAGAGACCGUUCCUUCUGGUCACAGAGAGGUUUCACUUCUACAAGAGGUACAGUCUGAAGGGCAUCCGAAACCUGAUCUUCUAUGAGCUCCCUACUUAUCCUCAUUUCUACAGCGAGGUGUGUAACAUGAUGAAAGCAUGGAACAAGGGUGAGGAAGCGACAUGGACCUGCACAGUGCUGUACUCCAAGUACGACGCCCAGAGACUGGCGGCAGUGGUGGGUGCAGAGAGGACCGCCCAGAUGCUGCAGUCUAAGAAGAAUGUCCACCUGUUUGUCACGGGGGAAAAUAACUAACCUUCCCCAGAGGAAAAACAGACUGAAGCUCACUGAAAUCAAACCCUCUGUUGUACAGAAUUAUUUUAUUAUUUUGUAAGCUGUUCAUACCAUUGCUGGAAUUUUUAUUGUG
Bufo bufo (common toad) is the source of this 2467-nucleotide messenger RNA. RefSeq names its product UTP25 small subunit processor component (gene UTP25). Gene Ontology annotation, molecular function: U3 snoRNA binding; rRNA binding. Bases 55 to 2355 code for a protein of 766 amino acids. The transcript is spliced from 12 exons. NCBI's taxonomy places the organism in Eukaryota, Metazoa, Chordata, Amphibia, Anura, Bufonidae. Gene Ontology annotation, biological process: maturation of SSU-rRNA from tricistronic rRNA transcript (SSU-rRNA, 5.8S rRNA, LSU-rRNA). Gene Ontology annotation, cellular component: nucleolus; small-subunit processome. The record is from RefSeq and is a predicted model, not a curated record.